Molecule: messenger RNA, 483 nt
Organism: Sphenostylis stenocarpa
Lineage: Eukaryota; Viridiplantae; Streptophyta; Magnoliopsida; Fabales; Fabaceae
Source: the annotation of a GenBank genome assembly
AUGGAAAAGAAGAAGAACAAAAAUUCAGGGAUGUUAGGAAAAAGUGCUUAUCUUUUGUCUCUGGUUUUGGCUUUGGCCUCACCAACCCUUUUAAAUGGGUCAGGUAUUUUCCCAGGAUUCAUAAAGUGGCACGUUUACGUUAUGAAUGAGUUGAGCAACAACCAAAGCUUGUUGGUUUAUUGCCAAUCCAAAGAUGAUGAUCUGGGUAGCCAUGAAGUCUGUGAAGGUGGGAAUUUGACUUGGAGUUUUAGGACAGAUUUCUUACACUCCACUGUAUUUUGGUGCAGUGUGAAAAGGAACAACAGCGAUGGUUGUGACAGUGUUGCUUCAUUUGAUGUGUUUUGGUACGAUGAACAUCUUUUUGAAAAGUGUAAUUGGAAGAAUUGUGUUUGGAGAGUUAGGGAUGGUGGUAUUUACUUGACAACUUUUUGUGAAACUCAUGCUGACUUGUACUAUCACUGGGGUGAUAUCGGCCAUGGUUGA